AAACCCCAAACCCCUCGCCGCCAUCUCCAUCACUCCCACUUCCCCCAUUCCUAAAACCCUAACCCUAAUCCUCCACUCACCCAUCAAUGGCUUCCUCGCCGCCAUCCCCUUCCUCCGAGAAGAAAAAGAAGAAGAACAAGAAGCAUGCCAACGAUCACGAUGCCGUCCCAACCAUGGAUUCCGUCCCCGAUCUCGACCAGAGCCAGACUGACUUCUUUAUCAAACCACAGUCUUUCACUCCCCCUGCUGAUACCUCGCAGUGGCCGAUCCUCCUCAAGAACUACGAUCGCCUCAACGUCCGCACCGGACACUACACUCCCCUCCCCGCCGGCCACUCUCCCUUAAAGCGCCCCAUCGCUGAGUAUCUCCGGUAUGGUAUCAUCAACCUUGACAAACCCUCCAACCCUUCGUCCCACGAGGUCGUCGCUUGGAUCAAGCGCCUCCUCCGCACCGAGAAGACCGGCCAUUCCGGAACACUGGACCCGAAGGUCACGGGCAACCUCAUCGUCUGUGUUGAUCGUGCCACGCGCUUGGUCAAGUCGCAGCAGGGCGCUGGCAAGGAGUAUGUCUGCGUUGCCCGUCUCCACUCUGCGGUCCCCGAGACCUCGAAGGUCGCUCGAGCUCUCGAAACCCUCACCGGUGCUGUCUUCCAGCGCCCGCCUCUGAUUUCUGCCGUCAAGCGCCAGCUUCGUAUUCGCACCAUAUACGAAAGCAAGCUCCUUGAAUAUGAUGCCGAUAAGCAUCUUGUUGUCUUCUGGAUCUCCUGCGAAGCUGGUACUUAUGUUAGAACUCUUUGCGUUCAUCUUGGUCUUAUUCUUGGUGUUGGAGGUCAUAUGCAGGAGCUUCGGAGAGUCCGGUCUGGGAUUCUUGGCGAGAAAGAUAACAUGGUCACUAUGCACGAUGUCAUGGAUGCACAGUGGGUGUAUGAUAAUUAUAAGGAUGAGAGCUAUUUGAGGCGGGUUGUGAUGCCACUGGAGGUUUUGUUGACUAGCUAUAAGAGAUUGGUGGUUAAAGACUCGGCCGUCAAUGCUAUCUGUUAUGGCGCCAAGCUUAUGAUUCCCGGGCUUUUGAGGUUUGAAAAUGAUAUUGAGAAUGGGGAGGAGGUUGUGUUGAUGACAACAAAAGGUGAGGCGAUUGCUCUUGGAAUUGCUGAGAUGACAACAGCAGUAAUGGCGACUUGUGAUCAUGGAGUGGUGGCAAGGAUUAAAAGAGUGGUGAUGGAUAGGGAUACAUACCCAAGAAAGUGGGGCUUGGGUCCGAGGGCUUCGAUGAAGAAGAAAAUGGUUGCAGAAGGUUUGCUGGAUAAGCAUGGGAAACCGAAUGAGAAGACACCAGGGGAGUGGCUUAGAAAUUUGCCUCUUCCUUCUGGUGGUGAUGCCAUGAUUGCUGGCAUUGCUGCUGCGCAAGAGACUGUCAUUGCCAAAGAAGGUGUGGUGGGAGAAGAAAAGGGGAGUAAGGAUGGGAAGGAGGAUGUGGAAGGCAAGAAGAGGAAAUUGGAACAGGCUAUGGGCAGCCCUAUUUCUGUGGCUGCUAAAAAAGUUAAGGUUGAUGAAGUGGAUGGAGCUGUGGAUGGUGCAAAGGAGAAGAAGCAUAAAGCCAAGAAGGUGAAAGAAGGUGAGGAGGUGGUUGAAGAGGGAAUGAGUGAAAAGAAGAAAAAGAAGAAACACAAAGAGAAGAGUGAAACAGAAGAUAAUGAUCUGGAUAAAGGAGGGAAGGAAAAGAAGAGCAGCAAGGAAAAGGAGAAAAAGAAGAAAAAGAAGAAGAGCAAAGAAGGUGAGGAUGGAGUUACUGAAUUACCCGAGCCCAUUGAAGAGGAAAAUGAAGCGGCUGCUAAAAGUGAGAAAAAGAAGGAUAAGAAGAAAAAGAAGCACCGAGAUGCUGAAGGCACACCACUAGAAGACUAGGCAGAUUGCAGAUGGUUUGUUAUCCAAUUAAAUCACUGAUGGGCUCCUGUAACUUUUGCUUACCUCCGGAUCUUGCGGCCUUGUGCUCUUUCUGGUAAAACUUCUUAAUGCAAGGUUACUCUGCAUUUCGAGCAGGCUGUCAUGGCGUUUUAAGUGCUUUGUUAAGUUUAUGAUCCAAGGUUUUGUUUCAUGUUUGCUUUUGCUUUUUCUGUUAACUAUGUAUGGGGGAUGUUAAAUUUUGCUUAUUAUUGGAUGUUUUCAAUACUCAGUUGGCCUUCUAGGUUUCAUAA
Molecule: messenger RNA, 2194 nt
Organism: Dioscorea cayenensis subsp. rotundata (Guinea yam)
Lineage: Eukaryota; Viridiplantae; Streptophyta; Magnoliopsida; Dioscoreales; Dioscoreaceae
Product: H/ACA ribonucleoprotein complex subunit 4
Exons: 2
Coding region: 87-1904 (605 amino acids)
Biological process (GO): rRNA pseudouridine synthesis; mRNA pseudouridine synthesis; snRNA pseudouridine synthesis
Cellular component (GO): box H/ACA snoRNP complex
Molecular function (GO): RNA binding; pseudouridine synthase activity
Source: RefSeq, a predicted model, not a curated record